This is a messenger RNA of Synchiropus splendidus (mandarinfish), 3857 nucleotides long. RefSeq names its product aryl hydrocarbon receptor nuclear translocator (gene arnt). The coding region runs from base 290 to 2623 and encodes 777 amino acids. Gene Ontology annotation, biological process: regulation of transcription by RNA polymerase II. Gene Ontology annotation, molecular function: DNA-binding transcription factor activity, RNA polymerase II-specific; protein dimerization activity; RNA polymerase II cis-regulatory region sequence-specific DNA binding. Lineage: Eukaryota; Metazoa; Chordata; Actinopteri; Syngnathiformes; Callionymidae. Gene Ontology annotation, cellular component: cytoplasm; nucleus; aryl hydrocarbon receptor complex. The record is from RefSeq and is a predicted model, not a curated record. The transcript has 20 exons.
GCGACAGCUCGCGCUGUGUUCGCCUGGAACGCCAUCUUAAACAGAAAGGGGGUUUAAACCGGGACAGCACGGGGAAGGGAGCCAAAGGACACCCCCUUUUGCAUUCUCCCAUUUCACUCGACUCUUGGAUAUCUGUGGACUAUGACAGACUAGAGCGUUGUGUUCACAUAGCGCUGAACAGCGGGGCUCAGAAGUGGAUUCGGAAGGGAACUCGUUAGCUUGUAGCUAGCUAACAAGGGGGAGGGGCGGGGGGUUGAAAGUGCUUCUCCCCCCCCCAAGUAGUUUGUUUAUGUUGUUUCUUUCGGAUAUGUCCUCGUCCAGCCAAGACCCACCAGAUCCUAAUCUGGGUAUGGGAGCAACUGGUACCCAAGCAAGUGGCGUGGCUGUUGUACCAAAGGGGACCAACAAAAGACGAGCUGCCCCGGACUUUGAUGAUGAUGAAGGAAACAAGUUGUUCAGAUGUGAUGAUGAAAGUGGAGGUUCGAAUAAUGACAAAGAGCGAUUUGCCAGGGAGAACCACAGUGAGAUAGAGAGACGGCGGAGAAACAAAAUGACUGCAUACAUUACAGAACUAUCAGAUAUGGUGCCUACUUGUAGUGCACUGGCACGAAAACCAGACAAACUAACCAUUCUGCGAAUGGCUGUUUCGCAUAUGAAGUCUCUGAGAGGAAGUGGAAUCCCGACUGUUGAUGGCUCAUACAAACCCUCCUUCCUAACAGAUCAGGAGCUGAAACAUCUCAUCCUGGAAGCGGCUGAUGGCUUCCUGUUUGUCGUGUCUUGUGAGACCGGUCGCAUCGUUUAUGUCUCAGACUCUCUGAUUCCUGUGCUGAACCAGUCUCAGUCCGAUUGGCUGGGUUCUUCCCUUUACGAUCAGCUUCAUCCGGAUGACACAGAAAAGUUAAGAGAACAGCUCUCAACUGCAGAGAACAACAGCACAGGGAGAAUGUUGGACCUGAAGACGGGAACAGUGAAGAAGGAAAGCCAGCAAUCCUCAGCCAGAAUGACAAUGGGUGCUCGGCGAUCUUUCAUCUGCAGAAUGAGGUGUGGUUCAUGUCCUGUGGAACCUUUGUCCAUGAACAGACUGAACUUUCUAAGAAACAGGAACAGAAACGGAUUGGGAGUGGCAAAGGAAGGGGAGCCCCAGUAUGUAGUGGUCCACUGUACAGGAUACAUAAAGUCUUGGCCGCCUGCAGGAGUGUCGCUGUCAGAAAGUGAAGCAGAAAACACUCAGGGGAGUCGCUACUGUCUAGUUGCCAUUGGAAGAUUGCAGGUGACAUGUUGCCCUGGUGAUACAGACAUAAACAGCAUCAGUGUCCCAGUGGAAUUCAUCUCACGCCAUAAUUGCCAGGGUAUCUUCACUUUUGUUGAUCAUCGCUGUGUUGCUGCUGUUAGCUACCAGCCUCAGGAACUGCUGGGCAAGAAUAUUCUUGAACUUGCUCAUCCAGAAGACCAAGGUUUAUUGCGAGACAGCUUCCAACAGGUGGUGAAGCUGAAAGGCCAGGUUCUGUCUGUGAUGUUCCGCUUCCGCUCCAAAUCAAAGGAAUGGAUUUGGAUGAGAACAAGCUCUUUCACAUUCCAGAACCCAUUUUCAGAAGAGAUUGAAUACAUCAUUUGCACCAAUGUUAAUGUCAAAAACUCCACUCCGGACAGCCUCACUCCCAUCUCCUCACCAGGGGGUUCACUUCCUUCCUCUCUGAGUCAGAGCAGUCCAAUUGGCCCUCCUGUGGUGCUGAGCCCAGGGCAAGGGCCUCCAAGGCAAUUGCAGCAGCAACAGCAGCAGGCAGAGCUGGAAGGAACUGGGGCGAGAGACGGACACUAUGAGCCAGGACCAAUCUCCCUGCCACAGAUGCCAGUGCAGCCAAUUCAAGCGGUUGUGCAGGACCACAGCAAGAAUCUGGAAAAAAACGACAUCUAUCCGCCUCUCUUCCAAGGCCCUGACCAGACGAAGGUGAUACCUUCCACAUCCACCCCCUCUGCCCAGAUCUAUCCUCACGCCAACAACUUCACAGCCGGACGCUCCACUGAUGUAUAUAGGCCACUUGGCAUGCCACAGAUGACACAGCAAACCCACUCAGCAGGGCAGAUGCUUUCUCAGAUGUCGCGCCAGAAUGGAACUCCUCUGUCGGGAGCUCCCACCAAUACCAACAGUCCCCUUCAUGGAGUGUCAUCCGGGGGUUGGGCAGGUCCUGGAGCAGUACAAGGAAGUCGCCAACAGUUCACUAAUCAGGUUCCUCCUCAGGCUGCAAAGAGCAUGUCACCACAGUUUCCAAACAUGGGGGGCUUCGGAGGUGGUUCUUCCAAUUCUUUUGCCCAGAUGCCUACAGGUGCUGCACCCAGCCAGACUGCCGGUGCAAACUAUCCUCCCAUGAACACUCGUGCCACUCUCAACACCAAUGGUUAUGAUGGUUCUCACUCUGGCGCUCAGUUCCCUUCUCGUGCAGCAGAGGCAGUGUGGCCUCCGUGGCAGGGACAGCAGCACCCACAGAACAACGCAGAACAGCAUCCACACGCUCAGGGCAACCAGCAAGAUAUGUUCCCUGACGUUUUGUCUAUGCUGGACCAGCCUUCUAAUUUUAACAGCGAUGACUUUGAGAUUCCCAUCUACCCUUCGUUCAACGAGUAACUUUCCAGGCCAGGCCUUCCCUGAGAGUUUCACUGUUCUGCUCCAGUUCAAUCACUUUUUCCUGCUCGGAGAGUGGCACUCUUCCUUUGCUUUGCACGGCUUAACUCGCACUGCCAUACACUGAGAAGGAAGCACUUCUGUUUCGACUUUCUUCUGACUCAAAAGACUAUUCCAGACGUUGUGAAGACAAAUCACUAGCUAGCACUACCCAAAGUUUAGAACGCAGAGCCACAAUCAAAUGGACCUCACAGAAACAAUGUAAAAACAAUCUUAGGAAGUGGACCUAAUCACACAGAAAGAGAAAAAGGCCUUUUAUUUUUGUAUCUUCCUGGUUUCACUCAGGCAUUAUGAUAGCGUAUUUUGUUGUUCUAUUGUGAGCAUGUAGAUGAAUCACUCUUGUUGGUUUAAACUCUCAGGAAAGUUAAUCAGCUGUUGCACGCACAAUACUGUGUCUGUCCUCACUUGGUGUCCUCAUCGUGUCUCUGCAUGCAAGCACUACUUUCACGGAGCGCUUCUACUUUAUGUUGUGAGUCCUGCACACGGUGGCUUCACCUAAAACUUCAAUUGUUGUAUUCGCUCACAAAUGCAAUGUGCAUUCACGUAACUUGCUUUGUCUCUUCUCUGCCAGCCUGCAUCACUGAUUUGUUUCCCUUCCUUUUUGUGGAAGAAAUCAUGCAGCAAUAUUUAACAAGCAGUAAUUGUCUUUUUAAAGCCAUUCUUUCAUUGUUUCUCUAGAUAUUUUUAAAUGCAAAUGCUCAAUAAUGAGGAUUGAUUGAUUUAUUAUGUUUCCCAUGUGUUGUGAUUCCCCCUCCCUCCCCCACACAGAUGCUCUUUUAACUUGUGGGUCUGUGUUUUAUGAACUGGUUUGAUCAGGGUAUUAAGGAUGAAAAUGGAAAUAGGUCAGACUGAAUCCAUUUGAAAAAGAAUGUUUAAACAAUGUGGAGAAUGAUUACAUUUAAGCGUUCUUGUCAGCAAUAUACUUUGUAUCAUAGGAAAUCUCAACUUUGAGGAAUGGAAGAUUUCUCAAAUGUUGGCUUUAGUUUCACUGCCGCCCUUUUUUGAUUCAUACUCAAGUCGUCUUGUGAUAAAUGUAUACUUUUCCAAUUUUUACAAAUGGUAUCUCAGUGGUUGUGUCGAUUAGUGUUGGAAAACCUCUGGUUGCUCUCGAUCCAGGUUUUUUUUAAGAUGUGAACUUUUAUCACUCAGUAAAACACAAAUAUAUUAAGAUACUGUA